Molecule: messenger RNA, 1266 nt
Organism: Thelazia callipaeda (thelaziosis nematode)
Lineage: Eukaryota; Metazoa; Nematoda; Chromadorea; Rhabditida; Thelaziidae
Source: the annotation of a GenBank genome assembly
AUGUCUCAAUGGUUUCACCGAAAUCCGAUCAAAGCAACAGAGAAUGUGGAUUUUGAUCUCAAGUCGAUCCUUACGAGCCCACAAUCAACGAAAAUUUGCAAUGAGCUCCGCUUGAGACGUAGUCAUCUUCUGGAGCAUUUCAAGAAUGCUAGUAAUGAUUAUGAUACAUUAAAUGAUGAAUUCAAAAAUUAUCUAUCAAUUUUUCGUGGUUUUGUAUUUGCCGUUGAUAGUAAUCGUGCUGAUGUUGAAAAAGCGAGCAAACUUGCUCCCAUCAUUCGAUUUCGCUGGGGUGAUUCUAUGCUUGGGGCAGCGUCAAUGGAAGUUAGUGAUAGUUGGUUUGAAGCAUUAAAUAUAUGUAUAAAUAUGGCAUUUUGGUUAUCAAAACAUGCAGCAUGGAUAGCAGCAAAAGAUGAAGUACUUGAAGGUGAUGCUAAAAAAGCUCACACUUGUUUACGACGUGCUGCUGGAAUAUUGAUAUUUGUGCGCGAAAAUUCUGGUCGAGUUACUGGAUUAACUUCAGUUGUGGGUUCAGAUUUUGAUCCAACAGUACUUACUGCAUAUAUCAGUCAGUUCACAGCGGAAGCGCAAGAAAUCACUGUAGCUCGUGCUAUUGAACUAAAACAUAGUCCUAGCUUGAUUUCUGCAAUUGCUUAUGAAACUAGUAAUUUGUUUAGACAAGCGGAUAAAAGUCUUCAAAAUUUGGAUCGAUUAGUCUUUGGAAAGUGGCGAUACUACCUACAGUUAAAAUCAGAAAUUUACACGGCGUACUCUUAUGCUUUUUUGGGUGAAAGCUUACUGUCGGAAGAUAAAUGUGGCGAUGCAGUUCGAGCAUGCAAAGAAGGUGUUUCAUGUUUUGAUAUUGCCAUCGAUUUUGCUGAAAAGUAUUCCAAAAGUAGUGGGCCAGGUAUGACUGUUAAACCGGAGUCCCAUCUUUUUUUCCGACGCAUUCGACCAAUGCUUGAACGCCAUAUGGAAAAAGCUGAGCGUGAAAAUGGUUUCAUAUAUUAUCAGAAAGUACCUGAUGUUUGCCCAGAACUGGAAGGGAAGCCUACUUUUGGUUUAGUUGAACCUGAAACUUUCUUGUUUCCUCAAAUAAGUUCGUUAUGGACAUCAGCAGUUUAUGCAGCUUUUAAUAUAUCGAAAGCAACAAUGCCAGAUUUUUCAAAAGUGAAAAAAAGCUCAAAAACUUUACCACAAGUUCGAGAAGAGAAAGUUUAUGAAACAGAGUGUGAUCCCAGUAAUCAGAGUGGUUGUAUACUGUCAUAA